This is a messenger RNA of Parnassius mnemosyne (clouded apollo), 276 nucleotides long. Lineage: Eukaryota; Metazoa; Arthropoda; Insecta; Lepidoptera; Papilionidae. The record is from the annotation of a GenBank genome assembly.
AUGGUUAAAGCUACUCUUAUAGACAUUGUACGGCAGCACAAACAAGAACAUUGCGAUAAAAAUAACAAAACCUUCAAAAUGACAGAAGUAAAAAAACUUUUUGAAGAAGGACUUCAACAUAUCACACCUGAAAAAUGGAGUAGCUGCGUGUCGCAUAUAAUUAAAGAAGAAGACAAAAUAUAUGGUCUCGACCACAUGAUCGACAAUGUUUCAGACAGAUUUAUAAUUAAUGUCACCGAAAGCGAUAGUGAUGAUUUUUUAUCUGAUGAUGAAUAA